This is a messenger RNA of Manduca sexta (tobacco hornworm), 1632 nucleotides long. RefSeq names its product protein I'm not dead yet-like. The record is from RefSeq and is a predicted model, not a curated record. The transcript has 13 exons. Bases 7 to 1461 code for a protein of 484 amino acids. Gene Ontology annotation, cellular component: membrane. Gene Ontology annotation, biological process: citrate transport; monoatomic anion transmembrane transport. NCBI's taxonomy places the organism in Eukaryota, Metazoa, Arthropoda, Insecta, Lepidoptera, Sphingidae. Gene Ontology annotation, molecular function: succinate transmembrane transporter activity; citrate transmembrane transporter activity.
GAGAACAUGGCAUUAUUUGUUUUGUCAAGCAUGCUGAUUUUAUUGUUGAAUAAUUCUGGUGCUGAUCGACGCAUAGCGCUCAGCUUGAUAUGCUCCGGCGACAAUUGCCAGUUUUCUGGGAAGAGAUUGGUGUUUAAGUGUAGCGUGGCGGCAUUUUUCUUAUCCAUGUUUAGCAACAGGCUCAUCAUAUCAUCCACCAUCAUGCAGUAUAUCACCCCAGCGCUAACGGAAUUGCAGGCGUCGACAGCAAGCAGUCGAGCCACUGAACCUGAUUACAACGAAAUGCGGUACAUCAUCAACAACGCUAUACAAACCGCAUCAUCCAUUGGCAGUAUAGCUAUAAUGCACUCCGCGUAUGCUUCACUGUGUUUCCGAACGAUAUUUUGCGAGAGCGCACCAAGAGGUCAAGAAUAUCCUGACAUAUUCAACUACUUCCAAUAUUCUGCCUUCGCGUUUCCAGUCGCCUUUAUUAUGUUCGUUCUAAACUUUGCCUACCACAUGAUACUUAUUAAUAAAUGUGUCUGCAAAGCGAUGAGUGCGAACAGCAUGACGGAAUUGAGGAAUAGCUUGAUGAAGAACAAAACCGCACUGCCGCGUCGCGUCUCGCUGCACGAAAAGCUUACGGUGUUCUUCAUGAUAUUCGCCCUCGUUAUAUUCUUUCUCCGCUGGAGUACUUUCUUGAACAUGGGAUGGGCUGACUUUGCCAGAGAUGAAUCUUCGCCCCAAAUACCGAGGGUAAAAGAUGCCACGGUGGCUGCCAUAUUUGUGAUUGCGCUUCAUAUACUGCCCAAAGGGUACGCGUGGCUGAAUUACUUUAGCGCUGAAAAAAAAAGUGAAUUGCCGCCACUAAGACCGGAAUCUGCAAUACUUUGGUGGCGUUUCGUCGAUAAGAAUUUGAAUUAUGGAUACAUAUUUCUUAUUGGCUCCGGCGUAGCCUUACAAGUUGCCAUUAAACACACCGGCCUGGACGACGACAUAGUGGCCCACUUCGGCAAGGUGUUCACGGACCACGAGUUCAGCACGUCGCUGUUCCUCGUCUGCCUCGUGGCUGUCAUCAUGUCGAACGCGAUGAGCGGUGUUGCUGCCUGCGUGUCCUUCCUGCCGUUGAUCUUGAGUAUGGCCGCGGAACCGCCACCAGACGCCGUGACCUUCCGAAGCAUUCGCGACUGGCCAGUGAAGAUGUACCUGGGUGCGCUCGGCGUUGGGUUGGCCAGCUCGUUUGGCUUCAUGUUUCCGUUCCUGUACACGCCGGCUUAUUACUGUCACUACACUGGAAAAGUGCCCAUGAAGAAGAUGGCAAAGUACUCAAUAGGCAGCGUUAUAAUUUGCCUGAUCAUACUAUGGCUGGCGUUGAUGUACUACGCGCCUGUGAUCUGGGACCCUGAGGGUACGGGAAUCAAGCCAGUCGCAGCCCCUGGUAAAGCUGCGGGCAAUAGUACCAACUCUUCGAUGAUACUAUAGACGUCGGAUUUAUUUCUUUUAAAGUUACGUACAUUAAGCUUGGAAGAUAAAGAAAACACAGUUUUAAGUUUUAUUUAAGCUAUUUAUUCUAUAAUUUGUUUUAUUGGUUGCAUUAUUGGAGUUAAAUAUAGUAGCUAAUGUAUGCUAGUUUUAAAUAAAUAUAGUUGAUGA